GCGGGAGCAGCGACGUCGGAGCGAGCUGCGGAGCGGCAGCGGCGGAAGAGGAGAGAGAGAGAGCGGGGAUGCUCCUCUGCCAGCAUGCUAUGACUGACCCUGCGGCCUGAAGGCGCCCUGGUUCCCUGUGGUGGCAGCAGCAGCAGCGACGCCUGGCGUGGAUGAAGGAUGAAGAGCCCGGUGCACAGAUGCAGGGAUGUGGAGCACGGGCGCGGGCAUUCCGGCUCUGGCGGCGGGGGCGGGACCCACGUGGGAACCAACUGCCUGGUGCCCGAGCAGCGCAUCCCCAUCUCCAAAGAUGUCAUCACCGCCUCGGCCGCCUCGGCCAUGUGGUUCAUCAAGGACGCCUGCGGCAUCGUGUGCGCCAUCAUCACCUGGCUGCUGGUGCUGUACGCCGAGUUCGUGGUGCUGUUCGUGAUGCUGCUGCCCUCCAAGAACCUGACCUACAGCAUCGUGAACGGGACGCUGUUCAACACGCUGGCCUUCCUCGCCCUCGCCUCACACCUCAGGGCCAUGUGCACUGACCCUGGGGCCGUGCCAAAAGGGAACGCCACCAAGGAAUACAUAGAAAGCCUUCAGCUGAAACCAGGCCAGGUGGUCUACAAAUGUCCCAAGUGCUGCAGCAUCAAGCCGGACCGGGCGCACCACUGCAGUGUUUGCAAACGCUGCAUCAGGAAGAUGGAUCACCACUGUCCCUGGGUCAACAACUGUGUCGGGGAGAACAACCAAAAGUACUUUGUGCUUUUCACAAUGUACAUUGCACUCAUCUCCCUGCACUCGCUGGCCAUGGUGGUCUUCCACUUCCUCUACUGCUUUGAAGACGAUUGGACAAAGUGCAGCUCCUUCUCUCCUCCGGCGACGGUCAUCCUCCUCAUCCUCCUGUGCUUUGAGGGCCUCCUCUUCCUCAUCUUCACCUCUGUGAUGUUCGGCACCCAGGUCCACUCCAUCUGUACGGACGAGACCGGCAUAGAGCAGUUGAAAAAGGAAGAGAGAAGAUGGGCUAAAAAAACUAAGUGGAUGAACAUGCGGGCGGUGUUCGGACACCCGUUCUCCUUAUUGUGGUUUAGCCCCUUCUCCACUCCUGACCACGGGAAGGCCGAGACGUACCAGUACGUGGUCUGAGGAGGAGACGAGCAGCGUUUCUUCCACGUUAGCCAUGGACAGCUUUCUAUCAUGUGCUUUGUGUGUGUGUGUGUGUGUGUGAGAGUGUGUGUGUGUGUGUGUGUGUGUGUGUGUGUGGCCAACUAAAGUGCGCUCUCCGUUUAUUUUUCUGUCGCCUGGAGUGAGUCGAGUUGCAGAGAAAAAGAAAGACUUUCGGGUGUGUGAGUCCUGUUCGCCAACACUGUGAAGAUCUCUGUCUGCCGCGUCAGAAGCCUUUUCUCCUGCUUCCUCCUGGUUCCUCCCUGAAGCCGGGGCGUCACACACGAGGGUUCAGAGGUCGCGUGCAGCCCCGCCCGCCUCUUGAGGCGUAUGGGGGAUGAAAAUGACUCCAGUCUCAACAUAAAUCCAACUUCAAAGAGAAGCUGAUGCUGCACCGACGGGCAGCUCGGUCUUCAAAUCUGAUCCUAACUCGAUGCUUUCCUUGGAAUUUUUCCCCUUUUGUUUAUUGGGCCGGAUUGGAGCCUCUCGCCGGCCAGUUUUGACCCUCGAACCUCAUGUCUGACACCCCCGCCGUAAAGGGUCAGUUCACAUAAAAGUGCCAGAGGCUGCGGGAAGCUGCGCUGUGAGCCGACCCUUUCCGUCUCCUCUCUGACUGAUCGCCUUUGUUUUGGACACAUGGACGAACUGAACCUCUGAAAUGGAUUGUGUGGAGGGAAUGUCUGCCGGCACGUCCAUGCUCAGGUCCACCCGUUUUACAAACAAACAAAAAAAGGUGCCAAAUUCCUUGUGUCAGACCUGUGCUGUAUAGGAUGGAGUUUGAGUUUGGAUAACUGAGACGUUCAGUCUCCCAAGAAGCAAAGCAAGUCAACAGAACAAGAGAAUCUGACCGUUGAACUGUUCACUGAUCAGGAUUCUUCUUCUGCGCUCACUUCCUCGUGCAGGUUGAAUCCGUUUUAGCCUCUUAUUGUUGUUAUGAUCGGACUCUUUGACAAUCAGACCUGGAAAGCUGUCCACUGCUUCCAUGUGGAGGCGUCUGGUUGUGCCCGCCAGAGUCUGGCCUCGCUGUGAUCAAACAUGGCUGAAAACUGGUUUAUUUACUGUCAGGGCCGCACAGUGCAUCUCAAUCAUGGAAAUUCUACAAGACACAGAUGACCGAUUGAUCACCUAUAUCUUUCUAAGUUUACAGUUAAUUAACAAACUGUGUGAUAAAUAAUUUAAUAGGUUUAAAUUGAACUGGGCAGAAAUCAGAAGUACAAAAAUCAACAAAAACUGACCAAAAGCAUCAGUUUAUCUCAGUGAUACAGCUGUUCAGUAACACAUCGUUGAUUAAUGUUUUGUCCUCUACACUCACCCAACAGCAGAAUGAGCUGAAAUGCUCUAAAACCUUAACAUCAAUGUGGCUAACCUGCUAGCAUUAGCAUCUUUAGCUUCAGACUCGGCUGUGGGACCAAGACAGAGAAAUCCUGAUCGACUCAAAGUUUCCGUUUCAUGUUAAAAUGUUUUGUUUGGUUUGUUUCUUGGGGGAUUUUUUUUGUUUCUCUUUUUGCUCUGUUGUGUUGAAAUAUCCUGAAAACACUGUUCACAAGCUGAUUUCACCGUGGGGGAGGCGUGGCGGGGAACCUCAUUCUGUGGAGCUGCAUGUUCUCACUGUGGACUGAUGGAGUAGCUGAUGAACUGUGUUUGGAUAGAACGACUCAACAGACCGAUCGUGUUCUUGAUUCUGCUCCCAUGUUUCCCCGCGGAGCCGAUUCCUCUCUGAUACAUGCUGGACCCUAACGCUGUUCUAAGGAAACUUCUGUGGACCAGAAGUACCGUAUUCUCUGGACUACGAGUCAGACUUUUCAACACUACGGGCAUAAUGUAGCGGUUCAUCCAGCUGAGUCCCAGAACCCUCCUGCAGGCCAGACUUCUAGUCCAGGAAAUGCGGUAAUUCAAAGCGUCCGAGCUGAGAUGCACACAGGUGAACUGGCACUUUGUCUUCAUUUUAUUCUUCUUCUUGUGUUUACAUGAUUCCUCUGUGUGUUUUUUUAUUUUUCUGAAUGCAUGACUCAGACUGAAGCUGGUGUUUGUGAAACACGUGAUGGUGGAGACCAUUUCUUUUAUCUUUUUUUUUUGUUUGUUUUUUUUUACAGAGUUAUUUCUAAAUCUUCCGAAGAUAUUUCAGCACAUGCACAGAGAAUAAAACAAACAAAACAAAAAAAAAAACUAAAUCUUCUCAGCUGCAAUGCAGAAACUGUCUUUGCCUGCUCUUUCUGGGGGUGCGGGGCGACCUUUGACCCCUCUGUUGUGUCUGGAUGUGUGUGAUUUGCGCUGCUGGUCCAGGAGGUGUGUUUCCCUGCACUCGGCCUGUACUCCCCCCCUCCUCUUUUCCCCUCCGCCCCCCCCCCCCCCCCCCCCCCCCACUGCAGCGCCCCUCAUUACCCCCCCCCCCCCCCCCCCCCCCCCCCCCCGUUUGUCACUGUGGUUAAGCGGAGAGCUCUGCGGAGCGUGGGGUCGGAGGUAAGCCCGCUGCAGAGGUCCCGUCGGCCGUCCCAUCAAGCUUUAACCCGUCUGCACAUCAGCCAAACCCGCUGAAUGCACGCUUUGAUUUCUGCUUUUCUUCUGCAUGGAAGUCGUUUAUUUAUUUGUGUAUUUAUAUUUUAUUGGCCGUCGUUGCUAAAAUGGCUAAAACCAGCUACAUUUUAAACUUAUUAAACUGCAGUUUUGUUAAAUGUGGUAAACGUGUGUUGGUGGAGUUCACCUGGUUGAGUCCAGGAAGCGAAGCGCUCGGUGUCGCCGCUCAUCCAUCCCCUCGGUGUCGUGGUGCAUGCCGUCGCCGGCGGUCUGGAGGCGCGGCGGUGCCGAGGGUCUGACCGCUGUGUCGU
This is a messenger RNA of Salarias fasciatus (jewelled blenny), 3965 nucleotides long. RefSeq names its product palmitoyltransferase ZDHHC3-like. Gene Ontology annotation, molecular function: palmitoyltransferase activity. The transcript is spliced from 7 exons. NCBI's taxonomy places the organism in Eukaryota, Metazoa, Chordata, Actinopteri, Blenniiformes, Blenniidae. The record is from RefSeq and is a predicted model, not a curated record. Bases 169 to 1122 code for a protein of 317 amino acids.